AUGGAAUCAAAGGAAAGUCAAAUCAGUUCUUCGAUUAAUGCUUCUGAUAUCGAAAAGCGUGAGCAAAAUAUUGGAUUUAUUGAUGACUCGCUAAAAGAUAAACAAGUUGAGCAGCUUGCUCAAGACUUGGGCAUUGACCAUAAGAAAUUGAUGUGGAAAAUAGAUCUCUGUGUCAUUCCUCCGUUGUCAUUGCUUUACUUUUUGGCAUUCUUGGACAGAGUCAACAUCUCUAACGCUAAGGUUUAUGGUAUAACCAAGAGCCUUGGCUUAAAAGGCGAUCAGUUCAACACCUGCUUGACCUUAUUCUUCGUUCCAUAUAUUUUCUUUGAAAUUUUUUCUAACUACGCUCUAAAAACCAUAAAACCUCACACCUGGCUUAGUGGAUGUAUCUUUUUGUUCGGAUGCAUUACUAUUGGUAUGGGGUUCACUAAAAAUUUCGGUGGUUUAGCUGCUUGUCGUUUUCUCUUGGGUAUUUUUGAAAGUGGAUCAUUCCCUGCAAUUUUCUACAUUUUAUCAACAUUCUACUCAUCAAAGGAAUCCCAAAGAAGAUUCUCUGCCUUCUUCAGUUGUACCUGUUUGGCUGGUGGGGCUGGUGGUGCCAUUGCUUAUAAGAUUAAAGAAUUGGAUGGUCGUUAUGGUAUUCACAGUUGGCAAUGGAUCUUCAUUGUUGAAGGAACUUUCACUGCAGGUUUGGCAUUAUUGUUGUAUUUUAUUGUUCCAGAUUUCCCUGAGAAUUCACGUUUUUUGAACGAACAGGAAAGAAAAUUUAUCAAGAAAAAAUUGGAGAUAUAUUCUAGUGACUCUGGUUUUGAAAUCAAAAACACUUUAGGAGAUGUUGCUAGAAUGUUCAAGGAUCCAAUUAUCUGGGUUACCGCUUUGGCUUACUUCGGCUUGAUUGUUCCAGCUUAUGGUUAUGCCUACUUUGCCACCUCUAUUAUUUCAUCGAUGGGCUACACCGGUUCUGCCGCCAACGAGCGCUCCAUUUAUCCAUGGAUUUGUGCUUUUGGUUACACAAACAUUAUUUCUUUCGCAUCAGACUAUUAUAAGAAGAGAAUACAUUUCACUAUGGUUAACGCUGUAGUUGCUAUUGCUGGACUUGCUAUUGUUCUUGGAUGUCAAAAUAAUUCUGAAGCACGUUAUGCGGGUUGUUUUCUCUCUGCUAUCGGGCUUUACUCUGCCAUGCCAUUAUUAAUUUGCUGGACCAGUUUGAACUACGGUGGCCAUUUGAGAAAAGGUACGGGUACGGCAUUCUUUGUUGGGUUUGGUAACAUUGGUGGUAUUAUUUCUACUUAUAUUUUCUUGGCUGAAGAUUCUCCAAGAUACGUUAAAGGUUUGAGCAUCUGUAUUGCUUUCACCGUGUUCUCCAUGGUUUUCAUGCUCGCGUAUUUUGGCGUUCUUUACAAGUCCAACAAAGACAAGCAAACAAAAGAAUACCAAGAGAAAUUCUUGAACUUGCCUCCAAGAGAGCAAAUCUUAAGCGGGGAUAAAAAUCCUUCUUUCAAGUACUUGUAUUAG
Messenger RNA from Saccharomycopsis crataegensis, 1515 nucleotides. RefSeq lists its product as uncharacterized. The record is from RefSeq and is a predicted model, not a curated record. The transcript has a single exon. Bases 1 to 1515 code for a protein of 504 amino acids. Gene Ontology annotation, biological process: transmembrane transport. NCBI's taxonomy places the organism in Eukaryota, Fungi, Ascomycota, Saccharomycetes, Ascoideales, Saccharomycopsidaceae. Gene Ontology annotation, cellular component: plasma membrane. Gene Ontology annotation, molecular function: transmembrane transporter activity.